AUGCUUCGGAUUGCAUUGUGCUCUGCGCUUUUCGCCAUUUCGGCGGCUCAAGUCCCAGUUGCCCCUCUGUAUUCCGCAUGUAGCGCCGCUGUUCCUUGCGCAGCGCCGGCAGUCUGCCAGGCGUCCGUCUGUGUGCCGACAGUUGCCGCGGCGGCUCCGCCCGCCAUGUACGCGCCAGCACCACUCCCAGCUCCGUCUCCAGCACCGCUUCCGGCUCCGGCUCCAGUGUUGGCCAAUCCCGCAUGCGCUGCACCAUGCCUCGCGCCAGCCGCAUGCGUCGCUGGCGCCUGCGCGUGCCCCAACCCGACAGUUGUCUAUCAGCCAACCGUCGGCUGUCAGCCAGCCGUUCCUGUAGCUCCCGCUGUUCCAGUUGCGCCAGCGCCAGUCGUCGCCGGACGCCUCAUCCCGCAAGCGUUGCCAGGAUCGCCGUGUGAGCCGGGUGUCGAGUGCACCGGUGGUUCCGUCUGCUCGGUUGGCGUCUGCCUUUGCCCGCCAGAGCUCGUCCAGGAGGGAACCGUCUGCGUCGCUCGCACCAUCUACGGAGUCGUGCCGCCACCAGUUGUGCCAGUCGCCCCCGUCGCUCCAGUCGCGCCAGUCGUCGCUCUCGGCGCGCCGUGCGCCGCUCCAGUCUACGCGGCCGCACCAGCGCCAGCAUGCGCCCCAGGAGCCAUGUGCUCGGCGGGAGUCUGCCAAUGCGCGCCCGCUUUCGAGCCGGUCGCAGGAGCCUGCGUCCGCAGACGCCUCUAG
Molecule: messenger RNA, 747 nt
Organism: Caenorhabditis bovis
Lineage: Eukaryota; Metazoa; Nematoda; Chromadorea; Rhabditida; Rhabditidae
Source: the annotation of a GenBank genome assembly